Triticum aestivum (bread wheat) is the source of this 432-nucleotide messenger RNA. Its product is annotated as cortical cell-delineating protein-like. Lineage: Eukaryota; Viridiplantae; Streptophyta; Magnoliopsida; Poales; Poaceae. The coding region runs from base 1 to 432 and encodes 143 amino acids. The record is from RefSeq and is a predicted model, not a curated record. The transcript has a single exon.
AUGGUGCCCUCCAAGCUCGCCCUCCUCAUCGCCAUGAACCUGGUCCUCUUCGUGGCCGUGCAUGGCUGCGGGUCGUGCGGCAACACACCGCCUGUCCCGGUCCCAAGCCCGCCGAUCGCCGUGCCCCCGGCAGCUUCCGUGCCGUCUCCGCCUUCGACCGGCGGCGGGGGCGGCACCUGCUCAAUCGACACGCUGAAGCUGAAGGUAUGCACCAACGUGCUAAACCUGCUGAAGCUCAACCUCGGCGUGCCGACGAAUGAGCAGUGCUGCCCGUUUCUGAGCGGCCUCGCCGACCUAGACGCCGAUGUGUGCCUCUGCACCGCCGUCCAGGCCAACGUCCUUGGCAUCAAGCUCAACGUGCCCGUCGACCUCGUGCUCCUCCUUAACCAGUGCGGCAAGACCUGCCCCGCCUACUUCACCUGCCCUAGCUGA